Nomascus leucogenys (northern white-cheeked gibbon) is the source of this 1874-nucleotide messenger RNA. RefSeq names its product FUS DNA/RNA binding protein (gene FUS). The record is from RefSeq and is a predicted model, not a curated record. Gene Ontology annotation, molecular function: RNA binding; transcription coregulator activity. Lineage: Eukaryota; Metazoa; Chordata; Mammalia; Primates; Hylobatidae. Gene Ontology annotation, cellular component: nucleus. Gene Ontology annotation, biological process: regulation of DNA-templated transcription.
ACUUAAGCUUCGACGCAGGAGGCGGGGCUGCUCAGUCCUCCAGGCGUCGGCACUCGAAGGUGUUAGAACUUCGUUGCUUGCUUGCCUGUGCGCGCGUGCGCGGACAUGGCAUCAAACGAUUAUACCCAACAAGCAACCCAAAGCUAUGGGGCCUACCCCACCCAGCCCGGGCAGGGCUAUUCCCAGCAGAGCAGUCAGCCCUACGGACAGCAGAGUUACAGCGGUUAUAGCCAGUCCACGGACACUUCAGGCUAUGGCCAGAGCAGCUAUUCUUAUGGCCAGAGCCAGAACACAGGCUAUGGAACUCAGUCAGCUCCCCAGGGAUAUGGCUCGACUGGCGGCUAUAGCAGUAGCCAGAGCUCCCAAUCGUCUUACGGGCAGCAGUCCUCCUACCCUGGCUAUGGCCAGCAGCCACCUCCCAGCAGCACCUCGGGAAGUUACGGUAGCAGUUCUCAGACCAGCAGCUAUGGGCAGCCCCAGAGUGGGGGCUAUGGCCAGCAGCCUAGCUAUGGUGGACAGCAGCCAAGCUAUGGACAGCAGCAAAGCUAUAAUCCCCCUCAGGGCUAUGGACAGCAGAACCAGUACAACAGCAGCAGCAGUGGAGGUGGAGGUAACUAUGGCCAAGAUCAAUCCUCCAUGAGUGGUGGUGGCAGCAGUGGUGGUGGUUAUGGCAGUCAAGACCAGAGUAGUGGAGGUGGCAGCGGCGGCGGCGGUGGUUACGGACAGCAGGACCGUGGAGGCCGUGGCAGGGGUGGCGGUGGUGGUGGUGGCGGCGGCGGCGGCGGCGGCGGCGGCGGCAGCGGCGGCAGUGGUGGUGGUUACAACCGCAGCAGUGGUGGCUAUGAACCCAGAGGUCGUGGAGGUGGCCGUGGAGGCAGAGGUGGCAUGGGCGGAAGUGACCGUGGUGGCUUCAAUAAAUUUGGUGGCCCUCGGGACCAAGGAUCACGUCAUGACUCCGAACAGGAUAAUUCAGACAACAACACCAUCUUUGUGCAAGGCCUGGGUGAGAAUGUUACAAUUGAGUCUGUGGCUGAUUACUUCAAGCAGAUUGGUAUUAUUAAGACAAACAAGAAAACGGGACAGCCCAUGAUUAAUUUGUACACAGACAGGGAAACUGGCAAGCUGAAGGGAGAGGCAACAGUCUCUUUUGAUGACCCACCUUCCGCUAAAGCAGCUAUUGACUGGUUUGAUGGUAAAGAAUUCUCUGGAAAUCCUAUCAAGGUCUCAUUUGCUACUCGCCGGGCUGACUUUAAUCGGGGUGGUGGCAAUGGUCGUGGAGGCCGAGGGCGAGGAGGACCCAUGGGCCGUGGAGGCUAUGGAGGUGGUGGCAGUGGUGGCGGUGGCCGGGGAGGAUUUCCCAGUGGAGGUGGUGGCGGUGGAGGACAGCAGCGAGCUGGUGACUGGAAGUGUCCUAAUCCCACCUGUGAGAAUAUGAACUUCUCUUGGAGGAAUGAAUGCAACCAGUGUAAGGCCCCUAAACCAGAUGGCCCAGGAGGGGGACCAGGUGGCUCUCACAUGGGGGGUAACUACGGGGAUGAUCGUCGUGGUGGCAGAGGAGGCUAUGAUCGAGGCGGCUACCGGGGCCGUGGCGGGGACCGUGGAGGCUUCCGAGGGGGCCGGGGUGGUGGGGACAGAGGUGGCUUUGGCCCUGGCAAGAUGGAUUCCAGGGGUGAGCACAGACAGGAUCGCAGGGAGAGGCCGUAUUAAUUAGCCUGGUUCCCCAGGUUCUGGAACAGCUUUUUGUCCUGUACCCAGUGUUACCCUCAUUAUUUUGUAACCUUCCAAUUCCUGAUCACCCAAGGGUUUUUUUGUGUCGGACUAUGUAAUUGUAACUAUAUCUCUGGUUCCCAUUAAAAAUGACCAUUUUAGUUAAA